AAGAAGUGACGUAUAGCAAACGCGCCACUGCUGUUCACUCUCCACGUGAAGAUCCAACAUGGCGCAGGAGCAGGAGCCUGAAGUGCUUCUGGCGCAAAGAUUAGCGGCAAACGAGAGGACUGUGCGGACCAAAGCCUUUAAAAAGCUGCGGAGAUACGUGAGGUCGCGCUCACAAAUACCCGGAGGUGGCUUCACUGAAGACGAGUUGCUGAAGAUCUGGAAAGGACUCUUCUACUGUCUGUGGAUGCAAGACAAAGCGGUGCUGCAGGAAGAGUUAUCAGAACAGAUUUCUGGCCUGUUGCUUAGUUUCCAGAACACCGACACACAGCUGUUGUAUGUGGAGACAUUUCUGAAGACUGUGAAAAGGGAAUGGAAUGGCAUCGACCGGCUACGCCUGGAUAAGUUCUAUCAGUUGGUGCGUUUCGUCUUCAGGCAGGUGUUCGAGACACUGAAGAGAAAUGAGUGGGAGGAAAGCCUCAAUGGGCGUGUCCUUCAGCUUAUCUCCGCCCAACUCUUGGAUGGCUCCGCCCCUGCCGGCCUCCUCCUUCACAUCCUAGACCUCUACCUGAGUGAGCUGAGCCGGGCUGGAGCUCAACAGCUGACAGCUGAUCAGAACCUGUCCUUCAUUGAGCCUUUCUGCCAAACCGCAGCCAAAACUAAAGAUCGUGUGGUUCUGCAGGCCAUCUGCACUAGCCUGUUUGGGCUGAUCGUGGAACAGGCUCCCUUCGCCGUGGUCGACCUGCUCAAGGAGCUCAAGGCACAGGUGGAGGGGGAGGAGUCAGACUCUGGCCAGGCCUCUGAGGGGGAGGAGCCGGAUGCCACGGAGGGGGAGGGCAGCAGCAGCAAAGUCAAACUUCUAAAUGGCAAGAAGACCUCAGGACUCAGCACCUCGGAGGAGGAGGGCUUCAGUGAUGGUGAUGUGCUGGAUCUGGACGAGGACCUUGAUCUUCCAGGAGAGGAAGACAUUGGGCCUGUUCUGCAGUUUGACUACGGUGCCGUCGCUGAGAAACUCUUUCAGCUGGCGAGCAGAACACAGACACCCAGUCACAACAGAGCCAAGCUGUACAAGCUAGUCAAGACAUUCCGUGACCUGAGUGAAGGUGUGUUUCCCCAGGACGAGGGGCCGGAGGACGUCUCCACAGAUGAGGAUGAUGAAGAGUUCUCCAGAAAGAAGAAGAGGAAGAAGCGGAAGCAGAGGCCGGAGGAUCAGGAGGACGCACACACACCCCCAAAACGCCAGAAGGGUGAAGCAGCAGAGGAGCAAAGCAAGAAGAAGAAGAAGAAAAACAAGAGGAAGAAGAAAGACACGCCCCCACAGAAGGAAGAGUCUGUGGUAGACACGCCCCUACAGGAAGCAGCGAUCACUGUGGACACGCCCCCGCAGAAGGAAGAGUCUGUGGUAGACACGCCCCUACAGGAAGCAGCGAUCACUGUGGACAUGCCCCUACUGAAGGAAGAGUCUGUGGUAGACACGCCCCUACAGGAAGCAGCGAUCACUGUGGACACGCCCCCGCAGAAGGAAGAGUCUGUGGUAGACACGCCCCUACAGGAAGCAGCGAUCACUGUGGACACGCCCCCGCAGAAGGAAGAGUCUGAUGUCCUACAGGCCACACCCUCCACAGAAGAGGAGCCCGUCGUCAUGGAGACUGACCCUGACAUCACACAGCCACUCAGCCAACCAGAGGCAGAGCCCAAUGAGGCGUCGGAAUCCAGCCAAUCAGACGUCGUCGGGGUUCCAGCUGAAGAGCAGCCAGCAGCCGAAGGCAAGAGGAAGAAGAGAAGCAGGAAGCAGGAAACGCAGAGUCUAGAGACAGGAUGUGAUGUCACAGAGAAGGAGGAGGAGGAGGAGCAGACCUCCACGCCUGCAGACGCUAAGAAGAAGAGGAGGAAGAAGAAGAUGAGUGUCAAAGACGCAGACGCACCUGAAGGCCCAGACGCACACACACCUGACGGCCCAGACACACACACACCCGACCCUGUCAUUCAGCAGACAGCAUCUCCGCCUGAGGAAGAGGAGGAAGAGGAGGUUCUACUGGAGAAGCCAAAGGGAAGAAAGAAGAAGAAGAAAGCCGUGACUCCGACGGAGGACGGCGCGGACGCACACACACCUGACGAAGCAGACACACACACACCUGACGAAGCAGACACACACACACCUGACGAAGAGAGUGCUCCAACUCCACUAGAGAAGAAAAAGAAGAAGAAGAAAGCUGUGAUCACAACAGAAGAAGCGGACACACACACACCUGACGGCGCGGACACACACACACCUGUGGAGGCGCUCACUGACGACGACGGCGCAGACAAGAAGAAGAAGAAAAAGAAAAAGAAGUUGUUGACAGAGGAGGAGGAUGAAGGCGUCACGUUGAAGACUUGUGCUAAAGAGAAGACUGUAGGGCGUCAGAAGAAGAAGCAGCUGAAAACGGCGGGGUCAGAGUUCAUUUCGUUUCAGAGUUCAUCUCCUCCCAAACCACUCUUCUGCAAAAAAAAGGGUGUUCAGGUUCCUCAGUCUAAGGCAAAGAAAGUCACGUUCGGACUCAAGAAUAACAAGACUGCCGAAUUCAGAAAGUCAGACCGCAGCGCUCUUCUAAGUCCGGGGGGCGUGGCCCGCGUGCCCUUUGACCCUCAGCAGAAGCCUCACUGUAGCGCCCUGAAGUCCCCCGAGGCCACGCCCUCAAAGAAGGCCACGCCCUCAAAGAAGAGAGCAACCGCUGCAGACUUCUUCUGACGAGUCGAGGAAUGGAGAACCGGUGGAGAACCCAGACCCAGACCCAGACCCAGACCCAGACCCAGACCCAGACCCAGACCCAGACCCAGACCCAGACCCAGACCCAGUUGGAGAGGAUCAGAGCGGAUCGGAGAAGAGAGAACAUUGUUGUAUUUUUUAACUGUUCAUUUUUGAAAAUCUAUAAGUAAAAGUUGUAAGUGAAACUCAAA
Clupea harengus (Atlantic herring) is the source of this 2937-nucleotide messenger RNA. RefSeq names its product ribosomal RNA processing protein 1 homolog B-like. Gene Ontology annotation, biological process: rRNA processing. The record is from RefSeq and is a predicted model, not a curated record. The transcript has 16 exons. NCBI's taxonomy places the organism in Eukaryota, Metazoa, Chordata, Actinopteri, Clupeiformes, Clupeidae. The coding region runs from base 59 to 2728 and encodes 889 amino acids. Gene Ontology annotation, cellular component: preribosome, small subunit precursor; nucleus.